This is a messenger RNA of Malus domestica (apple), 973 nucleotides long. The record is from RefSeq and is a predicted model, not a curated record. Lineage: Eukaryota; Viridiplantae; Streptophyta; Magnoliopsida; Rosales; Rosaceae.
AUCCUCGGUUGAAAACAGUAACGGGUUGAAUUGGCGUGACACAUAACGCAUGCCAAAACAAACAAAAACCAAGGAAAGUGUGAAGAGUCCCCUUCUCCCAAGCCACUCGCCAGUCACGCAGUCUGCUCAGCUGGAGGAAAAGAAUAUUGACUGCAGGCUAAUGAUUAACAUACACAACAAGGACAGAGUGUGAGAAGAAUUUAGGGAUCGGAGCUCAUGUAGAAUUUGGUUGCUGUUUCUUUGUUUGGUUUAUGACAGGUUGGAAUUAGCAGCCAUGUUUCUGAAAGUACAGUUGCCCUGGAAUGUCGUAAUCCCUGCUGAGAGCUUGGAUAUGAAGGGGUUGAUGCUCCAAAAGUCGAUUGUUGUCCGCCUGCUGGAGGACUUUGCAUCAAGAAAGGCAACCAAAGAUCUGGGCUACUAUCUCGCUCUCACAACUCUGGAGAGUGUAGGAGAGGGCAAAGUGAGGCAGCAGACUGGGGAUGUUCUGUUUCCAGUUGUUUUUAGCGCUGUUACCUUCAAGCUUUUCAGAGGAGAGAUCGCAGAGGGCGUAGUUCACAAAGUUCUGAAGCAUGGAGUUUUCCUGAGUUGCGGCCCAGUUGAAAACAUGUAUCUCUCGAAGAUGAAGAUGCCGGAUUAUGAUUAUGUGCCUGGGGAGAAUCCUGUAUUCAUGAACAGGAAGAUGUCAAAAAUUGAGAAAGGCACCACCGUACGCUUCAUUGUCAUUGGGACUAAGUGGCUUGAGGCACAAAGGGAAUUUCAGGCUUUGGUUGGCUUGCAUGCAGAUUAUCUAGGACCGGUUUCUUAGAUUUGUUUCCUUUGUAAGCAAAUUGGACAAGUGUUGUUCCUUUCUAAUCAUGAUUCAGAAAUGUACAACUUUUAGCACUGCUGGCUGCUGUUGCUGACCUUAUUGCUGUGUUAAUGUCCUUUUGUUUUUCUGUAUGCACUUUACAAAUCAUCAAUUUAGCUUUUUGCC